Molecule: messenger RNA, 2774 nt
Organism: Pieris brassicae (large cabbage white)
Lineage: Eukaryota; Metazoa; Arthropoda; Insecta; Lepidoptera; Pieridae
Exons: 3
Coding region: 1056-1868 (270 amino acids)
Biological process (GO): regulation of transcription by RNA polymerase II
Cellular component (GO): transcription regulator complex; nucleus
Source: RefSeq, a predicted model, not a curated record
GGUGAUCUGAUAACCAAAUCUCUUGACCAAACAAUUAUAAAUUAGAGAUUAGCCAAAACUGUGCUUCUGAACAAAUAUAACAGUUUAUUUUAAAAUAAACCUUUUAAUUUUAGUUAUUAAUAAGUAAAUUGUUUAUAGUUUGCGAUUAUUUUUUACCAAUAGAUGGUGUGAUUCCUGAAGAACACUUAGGUGUAUAAUGCAUUAUGGUUCCCUGUCACAGGUCUUUGACUUACUAGGGAGGCCUCAAUCUGAAUUCUAUUGUACAUAGCUAAACAAAUAAAGAUUUUUUUUAAAAUUUUUAAUGUUAAUUUACUGAACUAAAUAUAACGAUUAUUAUCGGGGGGAUCCCACACAAUCUUCCUUGUCAAAAUACACGAAAUCUAAGCGGACGGAAAGUUUGUCAGAGACACAACGAGUUUACGAACCGCGAACUGAAUCAUUCAAUUUUAAAUUAACAAUAAUUUAGGGUUUUAUUCUCAUUUAAAUGUACCUGCCCAUACUUUGCUUUUUAUAGGUAAUUUUAACUACAUAUGUGCACAAGAUUGAUAUCAAUCGUAUAAUUACAUAAUUACUGAUAUUUUACUUCCGUAGGUAACAGAAAUGUUAAGUGAAGUAUAAUGUUGGAUCACUUAAAAUAUAUAUAAUACAGGAUAUUAUUUCUGCUAAUUCCUCCCAGAUUUCAGCAUUACACAAUAGAUAAUUUAACUAAUAUAGUUAUUUUUAAUUGUCACGGCAACGGUGCCUAUAGGAAGGAAGGACGUGUGAACGGUACAAAUACAGUAAAAAGGUACGGUUGAAGUCCGCGGCGCGAAUCGAUACCCGUCAGCCCAACGUGUAGAUCGUGAACGAGCGCGGCCUGCAGGGGGAGGUAGGCGGGCGGCGGGCGUCUGCGCUCUUGCUUGCUCACGUGUUCGUCGCCCAUCUCGUUUCCCCACGCUCGAAAACCACACGCGCGAGCGAGACGGCAGUGGAGCUUCCAGUGUCUGCGUGCCGAUGUGUGUGUCGGUUUGUUCGACGUCGCGCAUUGCCGCGGCGUGACGUCCAGGCGAACGGCCAUGGCUCGGCGGGUGCGCGUGCGGAAAGAUCUGUCAAAGAAGCAGAAAGACGUAGGGCGUCUGGUGGAUACGGGACAGGCAGACGACAGGCGUCUCAUCCGGCUGGUGCAGGCUCGCCCCGUUCUGUACGCGCGCAACAACAUGCCUGUCGCCAGCUACUACACCAGUGUCAAGCGGCAAUGGCAAGAAGUGGCGCAAGAGAUGGACUGGACAGUGGCGGAAGUGCGUCGCAAGUGGUCGCACAUCCGCAACUCGUACUCGCGCCACCUCCGCAACGAGAUGCACGGGGCGUGCACGAGUCGCGGCCGCAUGGUAUCCAAGUGGUACCUCGCCGACGACCUGGAGUUCCUCCGGGACCACAUGGCCACCGAUGCACGUUCCGUGCCCUAUCCCAGCUUCGCGCCCACGCUGCUCGACCUCGACUCCGCCGAUGACGCGCACGACGUCAAGCCGCUGUUGUCCCCCGCGUGGUUCAUGACUCCGCCGCUCGCGCCUCGCGCUUCCAGUGACGACGGAUGCGGCUCGGCGUUCGGCUCCGAGGAGAGCUCCUCCUACUUCCAGUUCUUCCGAGGGUUGCAUGCCGACUAUCAGAUGCUUUGUGGCUCCCGCCAGCGCGCCUUUCAGCGGCGUUGUCUGGCAGUGUUGCACGAGCUGCUCGACGAACGCGACAGUGUGCGGCCACCGCCCGUCAGCGACGACGAGAGCGAAGCCAAGGCGCCCGAGGUCGAGCCCACGGAUUACACCUCCACCACCUACGACGACACCAGUGAAGCAGAAGCGGAUCCCUUCGAAGUUCGGAACACGUCGCAUUAAUUAAAUAAUUCGUAACGACACGAAUGGGCGGUCCAUUCGUGUCGCUCCAACAAUGUUCUCUAAAUUAAUUCGGAGGCCAUCCUCUUCACCUCCUUCGGCAGUGCCAAUAAUUCACUUGAACGCAACUGCUCUAGGUCCAUAAUAACCGGACGCAUCAGUGCAACAACUGUAAAUAAUAAAAUAUAAGACAUGUUCUGGAGUUACCUGAGUACAUGACUGCACAAUAUCUCUUUGAUAAACCCUUUAAUCUGGAUUUCACGCAAUGCGUUCCUUGUGGACCACUCCACAAGGAACGCAACGCAAUAGAGGCGAAACAAACAUCGCUGUUGUUAUAAGUACAACAGUGUAAUAGCAUACUGACACUUAAAUUUAUCGUGUCUAAUUAAAUGUAACAUUUCAUAAUAUAAUAGCGGCACCCAUGGGUCACGACCACCAUUGUACACUGAUGUCUCACAGUACAAACCACACAAAAUUUAUAAUAUAAUAAGAUUAAUUAAAGCUUGAAAGAAAAUUGGAAUUCUAGAGUACAAUCUAUCCUUUAUCUAUAUAUUUUUACACCUAGAUGGGUUAUCUAAAGUGGUCGAAACGCUACCUGAUGUAAAAGUUUUACUAUUUAUUCGGUGUGAUUUUGUAAUUAGACUGAUACUUUUCUAGGAUAUUAACUGAAAUGUCUCACAAAAAUCCAAAACUCACUCCGCCGCGUCGUGAUUAGACGACGUCAAUUACCUAUAUCGAUAAAUCAAACUUCAGGAAAAUAAUGAAUGUUUUAUUAAAGAUGAAGGCGUGUCCAUUGAUAUAAAUAUAAUAACCACAAUUAUAGUUCCAGCGAGUUUUUGAAAUCAUAAUUUAUUUUAAUUUAGCUACGUCUUAGUUGUAGCGAUAUUCACGGGUAUCUCAGAAAAUUAU